Aphanomyces astaci is the source of this 1209-nucleotide messenger RNA. RefSeq lists its product as hypothetical. The coding region runs from base 1 to 1209 and encodes 402 amino acids. Gene Ontology annotation, cellular component: spindle pole; microtubule plus-end; centrosome. Gene Ontology annotation, biological process: microtubule polymerization; mitotic spindle organization; centrosome duplication. The record is from RefSeq and is a predicted model, not a curated record. The transcript is spliced from 5 exons. Gene Ontology annotation, molecular function: microtubule plus end polymerase activity; microtubule plus-end binding. NCBI's taxonomy places the organism in Eukaryota, Oomycota, Saprolegniomycetes, Saprolegniales, Verrucalvaceae.
AUGGAGUACGGCCUGGCGGCGGUGCUGGCGUGCGCCGUCCAAGUGCAUCCCGAGCAGUGGAACAAUGCGAUUGUGGGGAGAGUGCUGCCCAGGGUCGUGGACAAGGGCUUCUCCGGCCGACCGGGGGCAGUGAAUCUUGCCGAAGAGAUCGUGCUCGAGUUUGUACACCUGUGCAGCGCCGAAGACACGAUAGCGGUGCUGCUGGAAGGCUCCAGGAACAAAAGGCCCAAGGUGCUGCCGCUCUGUGUCAGCUCCAUCUUGGCGUGCUUCAAGGCGUUCGGGCCGCGCACUGUGCCCGUGGCGGCCGUCAAGAAGGAGUUCGAGGCACUAUGUGAAUCAACGGUUAACAACGUUUGCCCCAACGCUGUCAAACUGAUGGGGGAAAGUUACGACCCGCCCAACAGACAUACCGAAUACAAAGCCAUGAUCAACGAGAUUCCCCAGGGCAAGCCGCCAGCCAAGGAGGCGCAGGAGGGCGUUCGACCCGGGGAGUUUGCGGACACGAUAAACCUUCUGGACUGUCUCCCCAAGACAGAAUUCAAAGCAAAGAUGGCGCUGUCCAAGUGGAGCGAAAAGGUGGACGCUCUCAAGAUUAUCUUGGACAUUGUCGGGUCGGUGCCCAAGCUCGAGACGGACGACUACAACGACUUGGCGCUCGACUUGUUCCAGCAGCAUGCGCUGUCAAUCCAUGCGAUGAUGGACGAAUUCAAGCUACAAAGUGCCGGCGUCUCAAGGCGGCGUUACCUUCGUCGAGCGCUGCAUCGCCAAGCACAAGAUCAACAUGUCGGACGCGGCGCUGAUGCGGACAAUUGGAGAAUGAUUGGGGAGUUCUUUGCCAGCAGCAUCCAAGACUCGGACCCGGGGCUUAAGAAGGCGGGCGUCGAGGCCAUGGUCACCCUCGUCACAUCGUCGCUGCAAGCCGGUCGCAUGGUCAAAGCUACGCUGGACUUACUCGAGAAACUCCAGCCGCGAAGUUUCAAUGUGAUCCAAGCGGCGAAUGGUACGUUUCAUUUCGACACUCCUAAGGACUGGGGGAAGCAACAGCGUAGCGGACCACCGCCGUCGUCCGUGCCGAAGCAACAAUCGAGUUCGGUGGCCAAACCAUCGAAGGCGACGCCCGUGUCGAAACGCGCCAAGAUGCCGUCCGCGCUCCCUUCAACAUCGCCAGCCAAGUUGUUGAAAAAGAAGCCACGAAAGCCACCGCCGUAA